Molecule: messenger RNA, 822 nt
Organism: Exophiala viscosa
Lineage: Eukaryota; Fungi; Ascomycota; Eurotiomycetes; Chaetothyriales; Herpotrichiellaceae
Product: UDP-N-acetylglucosamine transferase subunit alg14
Exons: 1
Coding region: 1-822 (273 amino acids)
Biological process (GO): dolichol-linked oligosaccharide biosynthetic process
Cellular component (GO): UDP-N-acetylglucosamine transferase complex
Molecular function (GO): N-acetylglucosaminyldiphosphodolichol N-acetylglucosaminyltransferase activity
Source: RefSeq, a predicted model, not a curated record
AUGGCCAGGCAAUUGAUCCUCCUGGGUCUCGUCAUCUUCUUCGUCCUAGGCAAUCUCACUUUCUUCCGCCUCGCAACAAUCCUGUCGCGCCCACAACCCUCCCGCCGCCCGCGGGGGUCGCCCUCGCAUCCAACAUAUCUUCUCAUCGUCCUCGGCUCAGGCGGCCACACAGCCGAAAUGCUCAACAUCCUCUCCCAAACGCCCUGUCUACAACUCGACUUCACCCACCGCACCUACGUCGUCAGUUCGGGCGACGACUUCUCCGCGCUCAAAGCGCAUGAAUUCGAGAAGCAACUCCUGUCCGACUUGUCAAAGACGGAUAUUGUCAUUCCCGAAGGCACGGCGUCAAACUACGAUGUCGUGACCGUCCGACGCGCAAGACGUGUCCACCAGAGCAUCAUGACUACGCCAUUUUCCAGCCUGGCUUGCUUAACAGAUUGCUUCGCUGUUCUGACCGGCUCACACCGCGAUAUAAAGCCCCGCCGCCCGUCCAGGAACAAAUACCCUGACAUGAUCCUGACCAAUGGACCAGGUACUGGUGUCAUUGUGGUGUUAGCUUCGAUUAUCUUGCUGUUCCUUGGCUACGGUGGUCCAUUGACGAUUCAGACAUCUGCAAGUAGUAAGGACGGCGAACAGCAGGACUUGCAUCCUGACAGUGGGCAAAUGCGCUGUAUCUUCAUCGAGAGCUGGGCGCGGGUUAAGACACUGAGCCUGAGUGGCCGCCUGCUGAAGCCUCUUGUGAGUCGCUUCAUUGUACAGUGGCCGGAACUGGUCAAAUUGGAGGGAGAGAGGGUCGAGUAUAUAGGACCGCUGGUCACUUAG